Rubroshorea leprosula is the source of this 654-nucleotide messenger RNA. Lineage: Eukaryota; Viridiplantae; Streptophyta; Magnoliopsida; Malvales; Dipterocarpaceae. The record is from the annotation of a GenBank genome assembly.
GCCACAGAUCGAGCCUCUGCUACACAGACUCAGCAAUCUUCGACCAUGGCGGAUGUGGAGACAGAGGUGGCGGCCGGACAGCCCAAGAAGAGGACGUUCAAGAAGUUUAGCUUCAGGGGUGUUGAUUUGGAUGCACUCCUUGACAUGUCCACUGAUGAGCUUGUGAAGCUCUUCCAUGCCCGUGCUCGUAGAAGGUUCCAGAGGGGUCUCAAGAGGAAGCCCAUGGCAUUGAUCAAGAAGCUACGCAAGGCGAAAAGGGAGGCUCCACCUGGUGAGAAGCCAGAGCCAGUGAGAACCCACCUGCGCAAUAUGAUCAUUGUCCCUGAAAUGAUUGGAAGCAUUAUUGGUGUAUACAAUGGCAAGACAUUCAAUCAAGUUGAAAUCAAGCCUGAGAUGAUUGGGCAUUAUCUUGCCGAAUUCUCUAUCUCAUACAAGCCUGUAAAGCAUGGUAGACCCGGCAUUGGUGCCACACACUCAUCUAGGUUCAUCCCUCUUAAGUGAUAUGUCUUCUCCAGCAGCCUAGACAUUCAAUGCUUUGUUAUUGUGGGAAAUCACCAACAUUGACAGUUUUUGUUUAUCAAUCUUUGAAUUGCUUGAUAUAACAAUUUACAUUUAUUUAGUUAUUUCUGUUUAUGGUACCAAGUCGUAUGCUAU